AUGUCGUACUACCAUCAGCAACGAGAACUCGAACCGUGCCUUGCUCGUCUUGGAAUGAUGCCUGAAGACAAACCCUCAUUUGUUAGGGAGGUUCAUGAGGUAGAGGACAUGGACACUCUGAGACACAUGGUCAUUCGAAAAGAAAGAGAACGCCAGAGUAUAGCGAAUGAUCUAGACGUAGCCGCACGAUUAGGCCUAGUUAUAUCCGAGACGAAUGAAGCAAUACAGAUCAAGCUCGCGCAGCUUGAACGAGAGAAUCAGAUGCUCCACGAUGAGCUCCGGAUACGAAAGACAAGCACAGGAGGAAAUUCCUCGGAGAAUGGCCAUCAAUACAAUGAAGAUCUCGAACGGAUUGACGGAAAUGGGUUCAUCUCAUCACAAGCCAUGGAGGAAGAACAAAUCUACCUGACACAGGAGCUUGAACAGGCGAGAAGAGAGUUGACCAAAUUCAGAAGAGAAAUGGAUGGCUUGUCUGCUCAGCUGAAUGAUAUGGCUUCUGAAAUGGUAGACUCUCGGGCCAGAGUUGGCAUGUAUGCAAAACGAUUAGCCGAAGUGGAGCAUAAGCUAGCAACUACACGAGAAGUCAACGCAAAUCUGCAGCUGUUGCUCGAAAGAGCAUUGACAAAUCAAAAGCAAUCUAGCUCUACAACAUCUCAUUUAGUAAAGAGUAUCCAGAUGGACUUGACAAGGGUUGUCGCAGAAAACGAUAAAUUACGAGCACGCAUUGCUGAACUGGAGCAUCAGCAGUUGGAGUGCGAAGAACGCAUUACCACAAUGGUAACACAGGCACAAGAAUAUGCUUCUCUUCUUGAACAAGCCCAGGACACGAUCCACAGCCUGAGCGAGCCGCGGUUAUCUGAUGAUGACACUUUAAGCAAUGCGAUGUCGACGGUGUCUGUGUCAUCCCAAGGAGAUGGGGGCGCCAAGGAGACCGAGAUUACAAAGGGACCAGUAUUCUCUGCAGAGUUCCGACAAGAGAUGCAAAAGGAAAUCGAGAGAAACCUCGCACUACGCAACGAACUCCGUCAUCGCAUUAUUACCCAUGAUUCAGUUAGUUCUGAUAAGAAGAAGACUCAAGAAGGUCUUAAAUAUCUAUUGUCCGAGCGUGACAGUGGUCUCACCAGUCUGUCACCCAGCUCAAGCUCCCACACAACUUCAUCGUUCUUGUCAAACAUGCCCAAAUUAAGAGACCAAACUGAGGAAGACAUGUAUGCCUCCCAGAACUCAUCUGUAGCAAGCACGCCUGGUUCUGUUACAGCCACAAUGAAUGCCCUGAGACCUGCCAACUUUUUAACAGGAUUCAACAGCUUCGGCUCAGAAUCUAGCAUUGGAAUGGGAAAUAUGGGUACUUCUAGCUUUAUCACUCGAACCAUGCCUCCACGUAUAUUCACAGCCUCACGAAAUGGCCAAGAACCGAGCAUCAGUACACGCUUCUUCCAAAGACUUGCUACUCGUCUGGAUCAAUAUGACAAGAAGCCUGACAGAUCCUAA
This is a messenger RNA of Phycomyces blakesleeanus NRRL 1555(-), 1491 nucleotides long. RefSeq lists its product as hypothetical. NCBI's taxonomy places the organism in Eukaryota, Fungi, Mucoromycota, Mucoromycetes, Mucorales, Phycomycetaceae. The record is from RefSeq and is a predicted model, not a curated record. The transcript is spliced from 7 exons. Bases 1 to 1491 code for a protein of 496 amino acids.